UUGCCGCGGACGCGCCAGCGGCUGCGCUUCAGUGCGGGGCGGGAGGGCGCGGACCGAGCCUGGCCGGGAGCCGGGAGCCGGCAGUCGGCAGCCAGCUGCCGGCGGAGCUGCUGCGGCGGUGGCAACAGGGUCCCUUUCCUCCCCGCGAGCACGGUGGCCGGCGCCGGGCGGCUUCUGCGCGCAGCUGGGCCCAGGGAGGAUCUGGUCAGACACUUUAAUUUUCUCUUGGGAGAAAGGGGCGAGUCCGGUCGCGAGCUUUCCUCGGUCUGGCUCGCGCCUCAGCGCGCCUCAGCUUCUGCCCGGCCUCUGGAAGAUGAGAGCUGGGUCUGCGCUGUGCAUUCCAGCGGCGGCAGCGCGCGGAGGCCGCCGAAAGUAGUGGCGCUUGCUGCGAGCCCCUGCUGGAAAAGUGAGCUGAGGCGGCGCGAACUCGGCUCUCCCUGCGCCCGGGCGCCCGCUGCGCCUGCUCUUCCUUCCCCUCGGCUCCCCGGCGGCCGCAGCAUGAAGUGGCGCAGCGAUGGCCAGGAGAGGUAAGAAGCCGGUGGUGAGGACGCUGGAGGAUUUGACGCUGGACUCGGGUUAUGGUGGCGCGGCGGACUCGGUGCGCUCCUCCAACUUGUCCCUGUGUUGUUCCGACUCGCACCCGUAUGGCGGGAGCUGCUGGCCGCCUCUAGCUGACUCCAUGCACAGCCGGCACAACAGCUUUGACACCGUCAACACUGCCCUGGUGGAGGACUCCGAGGGGCUGGACUGCGCCGGCCAGCACUGCUCGCGGCUGCUGCCGGACCUCGACGAGGUCCCCUGGACCCUCCAGGAGCUGGAGGUGCUGCUGCUGCGCUCGCGGGAUCCCCGCGCAGGCCCGGCGGCCCCCGGCGGCCUGCCCAAAGACGCGCUGGCCAAGCUGUCCAUGCUGGUGAGCCGGGCGCUGGUACGCAUCGCCAAAGAGGCGCAGCGCCUGAGCCUGCGCUUCGCCAAGUGCACCAAGUACGAGAUCCAGAGCGCCAUGGAGAUCGUCCUGUCCUGGGGCCUGGCGGCGCACUGCACGGCGGCCGCGCUGGCCGCGCUGUCCCUCUACAACAUGAGCAGUGCGGGCGGCGACCGCCUGGGCCGUGGCAAGUCGGCGCGCUGCGGCCUCACCUUCUCCGUGGGCCGCGUGUACCGCUGGAUGGUGGACAGCCGCGUGGCGCUGCGCAUCCACGAGCACGCCGCCAUCUACCUGACGGCCUGCAUGGAGAGCCUCUUCCGGGACAUCUACUCGCGGGUGGUGGCCUCCGGGCUGCCCCGAAGCUGCAGCGGCUCCGUCGCCGGCGCCGCCGCCGCCGCCAACCACCACCAUCACCACCUCCACACGCUCCUCGAAGCCCCCAAGUUCACGGUGGAGACGCUGGAGCACACCGUCAACAACGACUCGGAGAUCUGGGGUCUCCUGCAGCCCUACCAGCACCUCAUCUGCGGGAAGAACGCCAGCGGAGUGCUGUGCCUGCCUGACAGCCUGAAUCUUCACAGAGACCCGCAGCGGUCCAGCAAGCCAGGAGAACUGCCCAUGUUCAGCCAGUCCGAGUUGAGGACCAUUGAGCAGUCCCUGCUGGCGACCCGCGUGGGCAGCAUCGCAGAACUGAGUGACCUGGUGUCCCGAGCCAUGCAUCACCUGCAGCCCCUCAACGCCAAGCACCAUGGAAAUGGCACCCCCCUGCACAACAAGCAGGGGGCGCUCUACUGGGAGCCUGAGGCCCUGUACACCCUUUGCUAUUUCAUGCACUGCCCGCAAAUGGAAUGGGAAAAUCCCAACGUGGAGCCUUCCAAAGUCAACCUCCAGGUGGAAAGGCCCUUCCUCGUGCUGCCGCCGCUGAUGGAAUGGAUCCGGGUGGCCGUGGCACACGCCGGCCACCGCCGCAGCUUCUCCAUGGACAGCGACGACGUCCGCCAGGCGGCCCGGCUGCUGCUGCCCGGCGUGGACUGCGAGCCGCGCCAGCUCAGGGCCGACGAUUGCUUCUGCGCGUCUCGGAAGCUGGACGCCGUGGCCAUCGAAGCCAAGUUUAAGCAGGACCUGGGUUUCCGGAUGCUGAACUGUGGGCGGACAGACCUGGUGAAGCAAGCAGUGUCUCUCCUGGGGCCUGAUGGCAUCAACACCAUGAGCGAACAGGGCAUGACCCCCCUGAUGUAUGCCUGUGUCCGUGGGGACGAGGCGAUGGUUCAGAUGCUGCUGGAUGCCGGAGCUGACCUGAAUGUGGAGGUUGUCAGUACUCCUCAUAAAUAUCCAUCCGUCCACCCCGAGACCCGCCAUUGGACGGCUCUGACUUUUGCUGUGUUGCAUGGACAUAUUCCUGUAGUUCAGCUCCUCCUGGACGCCGGAGCCAAGGUGGAGGGCUCUGUGGAGCACGGCGAGGAGAACUACUCCGAAACGCCCUUACAGCUGGCGGCCGCCGUCGGAAAUUUUGAGCUGGUUAGUUUGCUGUUGGAGCGUGGCGCCGACCCCCUAAUAGGAACCAUGUACAGGAAUGGAAUUUCGACAACCCCCCAGGGUGAUAUGAACUCUUUCAGCCAGGCCGCAGCCCACGGACACAGGAAUGUGUUCCGCAAACUGCUCGCUCAGCCAGAGAAGGAGAAGAGCGAUAUCCUGUCCCUGGAGGAGAUUCUGGCUGAGGGGACUGACCUGGCGGAAACAGCCCCGCCCCCCCUCUGCACCAGCCGAAACAGCAAGGCCAAACUGAGGGCCCUGAGGGAGGCCAUGUAUCACAGCGCUGAGCAUGGCUACGUGGAUGUCACAAUUGAUAUCAGGAGCAUAGGCGUCCCCUGGACCCUGCACACGUGGCUGGAGUCCCUGAGGAUCGCCUUCCAGCAGCACCGCAGGCCUCUCAUCCAGUGCCUGUUGAAGGAAUUCAAGACCAUUCAAGAGGAGGAGUACACGGAGGAGCUCAUCACCCAGGGCCUGCCCCUGAUGUUUGAGAUCCUGAAAGCCAGCAAGAAUGAAGUGAUCAGCCAGCAGCUGUGCGUCAUCUUCACUCACUGCUACGGGCCCUACCCCAUCCCCAAGCUCACCGAGAUCAAGCGCAAACAGACCUCUCGCCUGGAUCCUCAUUUCCUUAACAAUAAAGAAAUGUCUGAUGUUACCUUUCUGGUGGAAGGAAGACCGUUUUAUGCUCACAAAGUGCUGUUAUUUACAGCCUCGCCAAGGUUCAAAGCGCUCCUCUCCAGCAAACCAACGAACGACAGCACCUGCAUUGAGAUCGGCUAUGUGAAGUACCCCAUCUUCCAGCUGGUCAUGCAGUAUCUCUACUACGGUGGCCCGGAGUCACUUCUCAUCAAAAACAACGAGAUAAUGGAGCUUCUGUCUGCUGCUAAAUUUUUCCAGCUGGAGGCGUUGCAGCGACACUGUGAGAUCAUCUGUGCAAAGAGCAUCAAUACCGACAACUGCGUGGAUAUUUACAACCAUGCCAAGUUUCUUGGCGUCACAGAGCUCUCAGCCUACUGUGAAGGCUACUUUCUCAAAAACAUGAUGGUCCUGAUCGAGAACGAAGCCUUCAAGCAGCUCCUCUAUGACAAAAGUGGCGAAGGGACGGGCCAGGAUGUGCUGCAGGACUUACAGAGGACGUUGGCCAUCAGGAUCCAGUCGAUCCACCUGUCAUCCUCCAAAGGCUCGGUUGUAUGAGACGCCGGUGGUGGGAAUGCUCCGCGGGACCUUGCCUGCUCUCCUGCUCGCUGGCUUCUCACCGAUAGUACCACGUCCACCGGCGGCUGUUUCUGGCUGGGCCACGGAGCUGCCUCGACUGCCUUGGCUUCUCCUGAAUAAGCACCUCCAGCUCCCAUGUAUUCCUGUUGAAAAACCCAGGACAUUGCAAGGUCCUUACAGCCGGCCCAGAGCCUGGUGGCCGAUGUCGGGCUGCCAAGCAAAUGCCAUCUGAAAGCAGCCCCCGGGCGCUUGACCGCCCUCAGCUGGGGACCCGCUGACAGGUGGAUGGAUUGAGAACUGAGGGUCGUUCAGGUUCUAGGUUGAUUUUUGGAGAACUCGACUACUACUCGCCCUGAAGAGCGUUGAAAUUACACAACAAGGACUUUCGGAGCUGCUGUUCGGCAAAGAGGCAGCCACGGAGGCGUGUCGCUGCUACCAAUAAUGGAGAGAUAAUCUGGCUAAUUUUUAGGGGUGGGAACUUUAUAAAAUGUUCAUAAAAACAAACAGGGCAGCCUUGUAGUUCAAACUAUAUUUCUAAAAGCUUGAAGUUCAUUUUCAAUUGAAUUCUAUUUAGGGAUCUGUGUUUUGAGGUUUUGUUGGUUUUUUUUUUAACAGUAAGUCACAGGUCCAUUCUGUAUAGACAGGCACCUGACAGGGUAAUGCUGACAUCAUCUUGCCUUAGUGAUCAUGGUUACACAAAAGAGGUGCACUGCCAAUAAUUAUCUCUAAUUCAAUAGCUGAAAACCUUGCAUGCUACUUGUGGUUUUUGGGGUAAGAAUAAAACACCCCACCUAACAAACACAUGCAUUUGCAUGGGCUCAACCCUGUGAAACAUUACGUUUGUGCUUCAUUUUUGCCAAGGUAACAACAUUCCGUCACUUCUUGCUAAACAGAAAGUCCACUUGGUGAAACUCAUAUCCAUUUCUUUUCUUAAUUGUGAAUGAUUCUGGGAUGCUUUUGCAGAAAUUGGUCAUAGCGGA
Messenger RNA from Condylura cristata (star-nosed mole), 4647 nucleotides. RefSeq names its product BTB (POZ) domain containing 11 (gene ABTB3). Lineage: Eukaryota; Metazoa; Chordata; Mammalia; Eulipotyphla; Talpidae. The transcript is spliced from 18 exons. Gene Ontology annotation, molecular function: protein heterodimerization activity. Bases 515 to 3646 code for a protein of 1043 amino acids. The record is from RefSeq and is a predicted model, not a curated record.